Anopheles darlingi is the source of this 2345-nucleotide messenger RNA. RefSeq names its product collagen alpha-1(IX) chain-like. Lineage: Eukaryota; Metazoa; Arthropoda; Insecta; Diptera; Culicidae. The coding region runs from base 111 to 2222 and encodes 703 amino acids. The transcript has 7 exons. The record is from RefSeq and is a predicted model, not a curated record.
UUGAGAGUUCGUCUAGUGUGGAUUCAGAGUUGGAUUGCGAAGGAGAGUGCGAACAGUAUGUGUAGCCAGUAGUGUGAUCAGCUAAGCAGUAUAGAAAGAUACUACUCAAAAUGUACCAGGUUGAUCUGAAAAGACUGCUGGUACUGUCCCUGUGCGUCGUAGCCGUUGUACGAUCGCAAUUGGAUCAAUCCGACGAAGAGGAGGAGGAAUAUGAGGAGGGUCCGUGCGGUCGCUGGAGACCGGGCGAUGUGGAUCUCCGGUCGUUUGAUCUGAUUCGCGAGUUCCGGUUGGAUCAGAUCGAAGCGAGAAGCAAGUACAUCCACCGACGGCAAGGCACCAACCAGUACCAGACGGCCUAUCGGUUCGAGAAGGAGGCCAACCUUACGAUGCGAUCGAUCGAGGCAUUCCCACUCGGACUGCCGCAGCAGUUCUCCUUCGAGUGUACGUACCGCAUUGAGGACGAGGGUGACUCAUCGUGGCACCUUUUCGAGGUGACCAAUGAGGUGCAGGAGAGCCAGUUGGCCAUCACGCUUAAUCCUGGACGUCAGAUUCUACAAAUUGGACUACCGGCCACGGAAGGUGAACAGCAGAUCGUCGAGUACCAUCACACGUCGCUGUUCGAUCAUAGGUGGCAUAAGAUCAUGCUCGGCGUUACCAACGAUUACCUGAACCUGUGGGUCGACUGUCGUCCAGUGCGUGACAUCGAGGGUAAUCUGAAUGUACCGCUCCAACCGAGGGACCGUUUCGACAUUGCCGAUGGUUACGUGUCCAUCUCUCGGUUCGCACAAACCUCGGUCUUCGAACCGGAAUCGCCCGUCAUCGAUCUGCAGUGGAUGGUGAUGAACUGUGAUCCGACCAGGCCAGCGCGUGGGAACUGUGAUGAGCUGCCGGUGUACGACGUGGCAUCACUGACGGCGAAUCUUCCGGUCGGACCGACACCGCCACCUCCGAACUGCAAUGCCGUCUGCCCACCGGGCUACAAUGGAACGGAUGGACGACCAGGAACUCCAGGAUUACCAGGCCUACCGGGAGUUAAGGGAGAGGCUGGACGACGGGGACAUCCGGGACCACAAGGACUGGAAGGACCAGCCGGCAGAUCGGUGGUUGGGCCGAAAGGAGAGAAAGGCAGCGUGGGAAAUGGUCUACCGGGAUUACCCGGACCGAAGGGAGAACCGGGCGUUGCUGCUGCCGCCGAGGCGGCCCUUGCUGGACUACCAGGCCCGAGAGGCCGCGAAGGCCCACCGGGUCCAAUAGGUCCACCGGGUGUUGGUGUGCCAGGUGCGAAGGGCGAACGCGGCGAAUCGGGACGCGACGGUGCGGAUGGAUCCAAGGGUGACAAAGGAGCCGCGGGAGAGACGGGGUUACGUGGUUUGCCGGGCCUGCCGGGCCUUCCGGGUGCACCGGGUCUUCGAGGAUUGCCAGGACCCCCGGGAGAAGCUGGUAGCGGCGGCGGAGGCGCUGGCAACACAGAAGGUGCCGGUACAGGAGGACGCUAUUUCGAGAACCUUAUGUCAUACGGUCAUCGCGGACCAGUCGGAUAUACUGGCAUACCCGGUGAACGAGGUGCUGGUGGAUUGCGCGGACCGGAAGGACCUGCCGGACAGCCGGGAUUACCGGGUGUUGACGGUCUACCGGGGCCGCAAGGUGUAGCCGGCCAGCCUGGACAGGUGGGAUCACCGGGUGCUCCUGGAUUGCCCGGCCAUAGCUAUACCGAGUCCGAUUUACAAGACAUCUGCCUUGCCGUGCUCCGGUCUCAGUUGGCUGAAUUAACGGAGGGGUUAAUUGGUCCACCGGGACCAACGGGUGUACCCGGGAAACCGGGAAAACCAGGCCUUCCGGGUCGUCCGGGUGAGAAGGGUGAGCGAGGAUAUCCGGGAUUCACCGGUGACCGGGGUAUACCGGGGGAACCGGGUCAUCCUGGAGUUGCGGGUCCAGCGGGAGAGCGAGGAGAACAAGGUUUACCCGGUGAGAACGGACGGGAUGGAGUCGGUAUCGUUGGUCCCGUCGGUCCCGUUGGUCUUCCAGGGCUGCCGGGGGAAUCGGUGGUUGGACCUCAAGGCCGUCCCGGAGAACGUGGUGAACCGGGUAGGGCAGGACCUCCCGGAGUUCGUGGUGCGACCGGUGUUCCGGGCGUUUGUCCGAAUGAUUGCUACAUGGCGGCCGCAGCCGCCGCCCAAAGCUUCCGUGCCAACAAUCAGCAAACCAAAGGACCCAACUACUAGGCCACCGGUCGCUUGGUCUGCUCGGUGCCGCUAGAAGCAUCCGCUCGAUAUAAUAAAUUGCCUUUCUUGCAUUUCCUCCGCCGUGUUCUAAUUGCUACCUAACCUCACUUAAUGGGUCGCGCG